Messenger RNA from Mytilus californianus (California mussel), 2193 nucleotides. Its product is annotated as vacuolar ATPase assembly integral membrane protein vma21-like. Gene Ontology annotation, biological process: vacuolar proton-transporting V-type ATPase complex assembly. Bases 122 to 406 code for a protein of 94 amino acids. The record is from RefSeq and is a predicted model, not a curated record. The transcript is spliced from 3 exons. Lineage: Eukaryota; Metazoa; Mollusca; Bivalvia; Mytilida; Mytilidae. Gene Ontology annotation, cellular component: endoplasmic reticulum membrane.
CUGAUUGAUCAAAAUAAGGAUUAGUAUGACAAAAUAAUAACUGUUUCUGUCCAAUAUGAGCUGAUAACUGAUGUUACACGAUAUCGAUUUUUAAAACGACACCAAUUUUCAAUUUUUGACAAUGGCUGAUGAUCUCAGAACCAGAAUGGAAGAUAAAGAAAAAACUGAUACUGUUAUGAGGACUAUGGUUGUUUUUAGUCUGGCCAUGAUUACUUUGCCAAUAUUUCUCUAUUUUAUCAGCAAAAGUUUUUUCUUUGAAGCAUUUCUUGGAAUGAGUUCAGAAAACAGUUACUUUUAUGCAGCAUUUGUUGCCAUAGGAACCGUACAUAUAAUUCUAGGACUGUUUGUUUACAGAGCAUUCACAGAAGAUUCUGAAGCUAGACGGACUCCUUAUAAAGAAGACUAGUUCUUUCAUAAAAAAAAUACUUUUAAGGAAAAGGCCUUUAAAAAAUCUUCCUAGAUUCUCAUCCAUUAUUUAUUUCAACAAUUAGGACUGGAAGAUUAAGGGCAAUUUUUUAUUUUAUUUUUGCUGUUUUUGUGAAAACUCCUAGGAAACUAAAAAAAUAUAGCGGGGAAAAAAAAAAUCUGCUCUGAAAAAAUCAGGGUAGAAUGGAUUAUAAUCUAGGAAUAUUUUUAUUGCUGUAAUGACUGGUCCAGUUGUAUUCAGGCCUUGGGAAUAUUUUAUUGAAGGAUAGAUGUAUAAUAUUACAGGGGGGUAACAUCGAGUUGUAUAUGAGUAUAUGCAAAGUUUGGUUUUUGUAUAGGAAAAUACCUGUUUUUUUGUAACAAAACAAAAAGAAAUAGUAUAGGCAGUACAAAUUCUAAAUUAUACAAUGUAUUAUUUCUUCCUAUUUAGUACAAAAAUUGUAAUGAAUUAAAUAUAUGUUAUAACUUUUGUUCAAGUUCAAAAUGUUUAUCUUUAUUGGUGUAAAACUUUGAGUUGAUUGGUUUUAAAAACCAAAAACAUCAUAACCUGAAUGUGUGUACAAUGUGGUUCAUUUGAUAUAAAUUAUCAUGUACAUGAACAUAUACAUUUUUCAAACUAUCAUAUAUGAAUGUCAUUAUUUUAAAUUAAAAACAAUGUUAAGUGAAUUUGUUACUUUAAUUGAUUUUUAUAAUAGAUAGAUAAUGAAUUUGGAUAAGACUUUCUCUGUAGCUAUGUACUAGUUUAUGAGAAUAAAAUCAUUCAUUCAUUCAUUUUUUUUAAAAUUAUUUUAGAUAUAUAUAUAAGUGCUGUAUGUGGAUGAAGUAAUGUAAAUUCAGAAAUUAUCACACUCUGAUAUCCUAUACAUAUACCUGUAUGCAGAUUUGUGUGAAAUUACGAUAAUUAAUCACAUUUUUUCCUUUCUUCAAAAAUCGCUAUAGUAAAUGCAUCACAAUAAUUUCUGAAUUUACAGUAAACAGGUUUGAAUUUUAUAAUGUAAUUUUGUGAGGAAAACAAAUACGGUACUUGAAAUGUAAGACAUUCAAUUAUGAUUGUAAGAAAUAACUGAUUAUAUUAUGAACCUUGAACCUCUUGAACAAAUGUUUCUCUCAAUAAAUUUGCAAUAUGCAUCAGUGCCAGAUUUUUACUUGUUUUAGAUAAUUUUAGUGGAUGGGCAAAUUCAAUUAUUUUUAUUUUUUCAAUUUUUUUCUGCAUCAAUUAAGAAACAAACUGUUUAUAGGAAGACAUCAAAAGGUUUCUUUGAAAUAUCUAAAAUAAUAAGUACAUGUAAAUAAAUUAAAUAUAGAUGGGUUUAGAAUUUAGCAACAUUUUUUUCAUUAUGACUAAACGAGAGACACAUACAACACUCAUGACAGACUAGGAAAAUAGUUUAUUAUUUAUAACAAUUGUUUUAAAGAUUUAAAGGAUUCUGUCAUUUUUGCAAGAUAUUGUUUGUAGAAUGAGAGAGUUGGAAUACUGUGUAGAUUUUAUUAGUGUGCUAGUUGAAAUGUAGAGGAGAUAAGAUAAUCAAGAAUGUCUCAAAAGGUUUACUAGUAUGUAUUUGUAUAUGUAUUAACCAUUUUUAUAAAUACAUGUAUGUCAAUGAAAGAAAAAUUAUGUGUUCAUCCCAUCAGAAUUAGUUUUCUUGCAUCUGCUGCCAUCAAAAGAAAUUCGUUUUCUGUUAUCUGUUGAACUGAUGACUAUAUAUUAGAUAUUCAGGAGGAUUUUUAUGCAAAAACAUUUACUUUCAAUAAAAGAUAACAUAUUUA